Molecule: messenger RNA, 2761 nt
Organism: Papilio polytes (common Mormon)
Lineage: Eukaryota; Metazoa; Arthropoda; Insecta; Lepidoptera; Papilionidae
Gene: foxo
Product: forkhead box protein O
Exons: 9
Coding region: 779-2245 (488 amino acids)
Biological process (GO): regulation of transcription by RNA polymerase II
Cellular component (GO): nucleus
Molecular function (GO): RNA polymerase II cis-regulatory region sequence-specific DNA binding; DNA-binding transcription factor activity, RNA polymerase II-specific
Source: RefSeq, a predicted model, not a curated record
UCCGCCCGCAGCUCUGCCCGCACCGCGGAAUUCGCACGCCCGCCGCCCGCCAAGCCCGCGAGCCGCGGUUCAGUGUACGUGCGACUGUCCGCGCUCGAAGACGACGCGCCGCGCCACGCGCACUUUACUUAUUACGCAGUUCCGAACUACGACGACCGCGUGGAUCGCGCCGCGUUCUCGCCAGCGCUCUUGUUCUUCGAUAACCAUUCUUAUUAAUAAUUUUUACUCCUCGAAAAUCUAAGAACUUAGUGAUAACCGGUGUCGAUGCCGAAAAGUAAGUGCGAUCGAACUGGAAUAUACGCAGUGAUCUCCGGAACUACGAGCGACGGUGACCAUCGUAGGCCGGCGAUACGCCGUAUCGCGAGCCACGUUACAAGGUUAUCGCGCCUCUAGCCCGCCAGUGAUGAAUUGGAAAAUCGGCGCGUAAACGCUCACGUGGUGCGCGCCCCGCCCCCGCCUCGUUCCGCGCUUAUAUUUAGCGAAAAUCGCCUCUCGGGAACGGCCCGACGGGAGAUAGAUACGCUUCGUGCACGUCUCUGUUUACGAACGUUAGUGAGACGACACAUGUUAUUGGCUUCGUAUAACACAGCCGAUAAGGAGAAGUUAGAUAACCUCCGGACCGCCGCUCGACUGCGACGACGUUCUGGAAAUAGAAAGAAGUGCGACGGCUGUGGGAGCGUUGUGAUGGUAACGAGUGGUGUCCAAAGGCGCCGGUGAGCGCGCUCUCGACACUCCCCUGAUAAACUUUUCCACUGCUUAGUGAUAAAACCGUAAGGACAUGUCGUUGCCAGGCUGCGGUGGUUACCAGAGUCCAUGGUCCUCGCAGACCGGGCUAUCGGAAAUCGAGGGUACGAUGGGGGACUUGGAGCCUCUGGGUGAGCUCGCAGAGGUUGGCUUCGAGCCGCAGACGCGUGCUCGUUCCAACACGUGGCCGCUGCCCCGGCCUGAAAACUACGUAGACCCAGCUGAAGAUUCCAGUUCCAAGAAAAACUCCAAUCAGAACUUGACCGGUGCUCCUCCAUUGCCUACACCGUCGGUGGGUAAGAAGAAUUCGUCCAGACGCAACGCCUGGGGCAAUCUUUCAUAUGCCGAUCUAAUCACGCAAGCUAUCACCUCCGCACAAGACAACAGACUUACCUUGUCGCAGAUCUACGAGUGGAUGGUGCAGAAUGUGCCAUACUUCAAAGAUAAAGGAGAUAGUAACUCAUCAGCCGGAUGGAAGAACUCAAUACGACACAACUUGUCACUACACAAUCGGUUCAUGAGGGUGCAGAACGAAGGUACCGGUAAAUCGUCGUGGUGGAUGAUCAAUCCUGAAGCGAAGCCUGGCAAGUCGGUUAGAAGACGGGCUGCAUCUAUGGAAACGUCAAAGUUUGAGAAACGAAGAGGUCGAGUCAAAAAGAAGACCGAAGCUCUAAGGAAUGGUGUGACCGCAGACGCUACGCCCAGUCCCAGCAGCUCCCUGUCGGAGAGCCUCGACAUGUAUGACGACUCACCUUUACCAAGCAGUGGUUUUCAGUUGUCGCCGGAGUAUCGACAGAGGGCCUCGUCGAACGCGUCGUCAUGCGGCCGCCAAUCGCCGCGACCCUCGCUGCAAACAUCGGAACCGGACUGGAUCACAGAUUCUUACAACCCAGCUGAUCUGUGCAAUAAUGACUUCACGACCGGUGAUUUUGCAUCGACCAGUGAUUUCGCAUCGACCAGUGAUUUCCCGCAAAUUGACUACGCACAAGAAGAACAGUUGGCUGGUUCGUUAGCUGACUCUAUGAAACUACAAAGCGCCGACCCAUUCCUAAAUACAUAUGUGCCGACGACGUCGUCUUCGGAUGCUUCCGUCUAUUACGAAGUUAAUCAAUGUCUUAUCAUAGUUACCAUUAUAGAGAGCACAAGUCGCAUGGUAACGACGGAUCCGGCGCUGAUGAACGGCGGCAUGAUGGUGCAGGCUGGCGCUAUCGGGCCGACUACCGUCAUGGGCCAGAUUAUGGGCGCACUCAACACCGGCCUCUCGGAAGACCUCAACAUAGAGUCCUUGGAGCACGAAUUCGACUGUAAUGUCGAUGAGGUCAUAAAACACGAACUAAGCAUGGACGGCACGUUGGAUUUCAACUUCCCGCAGCAGCACAGUGCGAUGGCGGCGGAGGCGGAAAACCAGUUCCAGGCGCCCGCGCCGCCCGUGCCCACCACGCUGUCGGGCGGCGGCGCGCCCCGCACCCCCUACUCCGUCGCCCCCUCCUGGGUCCAUUGAACACGCAACUAAAAGCGACACACCUAUUCAUAAAUAAGUCGUUCGGAUAAUCUCGAUUCGGGUUUAGGUUUUAUCAAUGUAAAUAAGACGCGAACAGAUCAUGUUUAAGUUCCCUUUUUGUUACUUUAGCGUAUUUAGUCGAUUUUUUUCAUUGUUACGUUAACUAAUGUUAAAAUUUUAUUUAGUGUUAUCGCUAAGUGAUGUUACCGAUCGUUGUUGAUGUGUCAAUUGUGUUAGGUUAGGAUUUAGUGUUAAGCUAGGUGGAAGCUUGUGAUAUAGUUAGGGCUUGUUGCUUGGACCGAGGCGGGGGCGGGGGCGACGCAGAGCGGCUACAGCUGGGAAGUAAGGUUGCCAAUACGUAAUUCGGGGAACAGCGGGAAGCUAACUCCGCUACUAUACGGUUGUGAAUAACUCCAGUUACCCUGUCGUUGUGUAACUCAAAUAUGGACAUAAAUCAGUAAAAGUGAAUAAAUAUGAUGAACUUGAAUAACUUCAAGUGAACGAUACUGUAUCUUG